AUGGCCAUCUCUGCAGCAGAUGUUCGCAGCGCACUUUCAAUACCAGAGGGGAAUGCGACCGCUGGACCCUCACAACCCAAGAAACAUUUACCACAAAAUGCGCGAAAACCGGAUGGGAUCUCAAGGGAAUUGUACUCUCUCAUCGGCCCAUCAGCACCCUCAUUAGCGGCCCAACUUGCCAAACCACGUCUAAAACAGAAGCCAAAUUUUGGCGGUGGAACCGCAAAAACUAGAUGGGAACUACGACCCUUUAAGAAUGGUGCUCGACAGGAUAACCUUGAACUUUGGCAUUGGGAAAAAGUGACCUCCGAUCCUCCUACCGAAUAUGCCUUUGCAAAGUAUAACACCCAGUCGACUACAUACAUAUAUUCACAAGAUGAAUAUACGCGCUUUCUGGACGAUAAAGAAUGGACCAAAGAAGAGACAGACUACCUAUUCAGCGUUGUACAAGACUAUGACUCUCGGUGGUAUAUAAUCUAUGAUCGCUAUGACUUCCCCGGAGGGCCAACUCGAUCACUCGAGGACCUGAAAGAUCGUUACUACAGCGUAUGUCGGAAGCUGGUUCGAAAUCGGCCGUGGGCAGGGGACGAAGCUAGCAAAGCACAACUGAUAUCUAGUUUCCAGUUUGACAAAGAACGUGAAAUGACCAGAAAAAAAUACAUUAUCAGUCUUGAAAACCGGACACCAGAUCAAAUUGCAGAGGAAGAGGCUUUAUAUAUCGAGGUCAAACGCUUGGAACAUAACGAGAGGAAAUUCAAAAAAGAGCGGGAAAGCCUACUGAGAACGCUUGCGGGCAUUGACUCUGGAUUACCCGACAUUGUAGAGGACGAUGGCACUCAAAUGGGUAUUUCCAAUGAGAAGACGACAACCAAGGGAGCCACUACAAAAAAGAAAGGGGGACAACCAACAGACGUGGACAGCCCAGCCACGCCUUCUGUGGCAUCCACCCCAGCUCUUAAACGUCCAAGCACAACUAAGAAUGCAGUCUACGAUGCUACGCAUUGUAUUAUCCGAACGGAACCGCCAACUUCCGGUGUAGCUACCAAGGCUGCACACCAACCAGCAUACCUACGGUCGUUUAAGCUACCUACGCCUAAAGCUGCCAUUGCACCUAAAAUCACGCAGGCCCUGGCAGAAUUAGGAAUCUCUCACAGCCGACUGGUUAUGCCGACACGUGAAAACACUGCGCAACUGGAGGCUCUCUUGGACGCAACGACAGCUUUGAUUGAAACGAAGCGAGUCAUGGAUAAAGUUGAAUAUGACAUACAAGUGCUAAAAAAUAGGCUGGGAAUGAGAGAGGCUAGCCAAGCUGCAACCGAUGUCGAAAUGAAGCAGGAGAACACCGGGGACGCGGAAGGCUCUAAUUUCGGGGAAACGGGAGGCGAAAAUGAAGAUGGCGAAGAUGGGAGAGCUCAAAGUGUUAUGAGUGCUCGGAGUGCGAGGAACAGGAAACAUCCUCGACGAUCUGUAUCGGUGUCGUCCGUAGAUACUGCGUCAACACGAGCAGGCGUUAAACGACAGAAGAAGAACUGA
Psilocybe cubensis is the source of this 1533-nucleotide messenger RNA. RefSeq lists its product as uncharacterized. The record is from RefSeq and is a predicted model, not a curated record. Bases 1 to 1533 code for a protein of 510 amino acids. NCBI's taxonomy places the organism in Eukaryota, Fungi, Basidiomycota, Agaricomycetes, Agaricales, Agrocybaceae. Gene Ontology annotation, molecular function: transcription corepressor activity. Gene Ontology annotation, cellular component: Swr1 complex; NuA4 histone acetyltransferase complex. Gene Ontology annotation, biological process: chromatin remodeling; negative regulation of transcription by RNA polymerase II; DNA repair. The transcript is spliced from 8 exons.